Molecule: messenger RNA, 1539 nt
Organism: Iphiclides podalirius (scarce swallowtail)
Lineage: Eukaryota; Metazoa; Arthropoda; Insecta; Lepidoptera; Papilionidae
Source: the annotation of a GenBank genome assembly
AUGUUUAAUGUUAUUAAAGCCUAUGCAAAUUCAACGACAGUGCCUCAUUUAUUUUUUCAAACCAGACAGAAGACAAAAACACAUUGGGCGAAAUUAAGAAAGAAAACUGGUCCAAAAUACAAAGCAUUAAGCCAUUUUGACGACUUUUAUGGUUCUGUUUAUGGUGAGCAAUGGGCUCCAAUGAAAGAAGCUUUACUACGCCGAUCGAAAUAUGUAGCGGUUAUUAAUAAUUAUGGAGAUGCAGAAGAAACUAUGAAGUAUCUCAGUAAUAGAGGUGCACAUUGCCUCAAGGAAUUAAUGAAAGUACAACAGGAUUUUGAAAAGGAAUAUUGCCCAACUGCCAAUAUAGAUACACAAAUACCACCACAAUCAAAUACCUUACAAAACUAUAUAUCUAGAUUACAGUCUGAUGAAGUUUCAGAGCUGUACCCAAAAAGUGAAAAUAUGCCAGAAAAGAUAGAUAUAAGUGUUAAGGCUACAAAUGAUAGUAUAGAAAAUAGAAGCACAAAAGAGGUUGUAGUUAAAAACAAUACUCUCGACCAGGCAUUAGAAGAGGCAGAAAUUGAUCAGUCUCGAUUGAUUGAUCCGUCAAUAGGCAUUAGCUCUGAUGCAUUAUACCAGUAUAUACCAGCCACAAAAUUGAAAGGAAUUGAUGAAUGGAUUCCGGAGUCAUUACAUUAUUCUUAUUAUACUAGUUCUGAUAAGGACUUCCCAUUAAUUGUAGAACCGGAAACCGAAUUUACCUUUCCAGAGCAUUUAAAAGUGUAUACAUAUGAAAUGGACAGUGAAUGGAGCAUGUUUCCAGCGCCAAAGAGAUCAAAAACAGGCGUGUUCAACUAUUACCCUAUGGACUGCAGCAGUGUGCUGGCGGUACUCUCUCUGUGCCUGACGGCGGGCGAUCGCGUGCUGGACCUGUGCUCAGCUCCGGGCGGCAAAGCACUAGUCGCGCUGCAGACCCUACUGCCGGACGUGGUCGUCUGCAACGACCCUUCAAUAUCGCGCUCCAACCGGACACAGCAGGUAUUCCGCGACUAUCUGAUGGACUUCGAGACGUGCAACAAAUGGCGGGAAAGGGUUGUGCUAUCCCGCGUUGACGGCCGACUGUUCACCGAUGACCAAGGUUUCGAUAAGGUGUUAGUGGAUGUGCCCUGCACGACGGACCGACACUCUGUGAACGAAGACGAGAACAACAUAUUCAGACCUGACAGAGUCAAAGAGCGGCUCCGGAUACCUGAGCUGCAGACUCAGCUUCUAGUUAACGCCCUCCGGCUGGUGCGCGUCGGUGGAGCGCUCGUCUACAGCACGUGCUCCCUGAGCCCGGUCCAGAACGACGGCGUGCUCCACACGGCGCUCAAGCAGGCGUUCGAGGCGCACCAGAUCGUCGCCGCAGUCAGGGACCUGUCGCCCUCGCUGAGGUGCCUGAGCAGCACCCUGCGGCUGGGCGAAGGGCCGGCCAAGCCGCGCUACGGCCAGCUGGUCGUGCCGACGGUCGGCGCCAACUUCGGCCCCGCCUACAUCGCCCGACUAGUCCGCCUCAGA